Molecule: messenger RNA, 1175 nt
Organism: Sesamum indicum (sesame)
Lineage: Eukaryota; Viridiplantae; Streptophyta; Magnoliopsida; Lamiales; Pedaliaceae
Product: zinc finger protein ZAT5
Source: RefSeq, a predicted model, not a curated record
UCCACACUCCAUUACUUUAACGCCUCCCUCAACUCAUUCACUUCUCUCUCUCUCUCUCUGUGUACAUAUAUAUAUUGAGAGACCCUAAACUCUUUUUCAUUAUUUCGGCAGCCCCAUCUCUUUCCAUUCCCUUUUCUCAUACUAUUUCUUUUUACUUGAAACAAAUGCAAAAUAAAGUAAACAAGCAACAUUAAUCCAACACUAUGCAAGCUGAUCAUCCAGAAGAAAUAACUCUGAUCAAGGGAAAGCGCAGCAAGAGGCCGCGUCCAGACUCCCCGCCGCUUGUAUUAACCAUGCCCGCCACCACUACCUCAUCCACCGUCCCCCAACUCAGUGCCGGUGUUAUAACCCACGGGACUUCUGACCCUGCUCUAAUCCCCUCGCCUUCUAAUUCAGGCUGUGAUCAGCUCAGACAGACCACGGAUGAGGAGGAAGAAGACAUGGCCCACUGUUUGAUUCUCUUGGCCAAAGGGCAAGGCGAAAAGUUAUCUCACCCGCUGGCGGAGGUUUACCAGUGCAAGACGUGUAACAAAAGUUUCCCUUCAUUCCAAGCGCUGGGUGGCCACCGUGCAAGUCACAAGAAACCCAAUAAGCCAGCAGUAACCCUAGAGGAGAAAAAGCCCUUGAGAGAGAACCAAGAAGAUCUUCAACCAGACGGCCCCCGGCCUGAUGAUGGGACACUUGUUUCACUUCAAAUCUCAAAGCGUGUAUUAGGCAGCCCCCCAAACAAGUCUCGGGUUCACGAAUGCUCCAUAUGCGGAGCUGAGUUCGGUUCCGGGCAGGCCUUGGGCGGCCACAUGCGGCGGCACAGGCCCAUCCCGGCUAGCAGCCACGGCGAGUCCCAAGAAGUGAUGAAGAGGCCGAGGAAUCUAUUAUCUUUAGAUCUUAAUCUUCCUGCCCCAGAAGAUAUUGAUCACCCGGCGGCGGCGGAAUCCAAGUUUCCUUUUGCAGCAACAAAAGAACAAGUUAUAGUCUUUUCCGCCUCUCCUUUGGUUGAUUGCCAUUAUUAGAACUAAUUUGUUUUCAAGAAGAACUCAACAAGAAAAUUUUGAGUUCCUAAUUAUUUUUUUCAUAUUGAUCAUAAGCUCAACUAAACAGCUGAGAUAUAAUUCUUUUGUACCACCAAAUGCUUAAUUUAAUUAUUUAAAGAACCCAUGAUCCAGAUUAAUUGAUCA